AUGGGGUGGCUCAGUCAGGCGACCUUCUGUGCAUGCUGCCAACUAUUUGACAUUACUCCCCAAACUGUGAUUCUCUUCCCCAUAGCGAUAACAUUCUACUUCACCUGGUGGUUCAUUCAUUUUGUUGAUGGAUUCUUCUGUCCAAUCUAUGCACAAUUGGGUAUCAACAUUUUUGGUCUUGGCUUCAUCACUUCUGUUACUUUCAUAUUUUUCGUUGGGGUCUUCAUGGCAUCUUGGGUUGGAGCAUAUGUUCUUGGCAUUGGUGAAUGGAUCAUCAAGCGCAUGCCACUUGUGCGCCACAUCUACAAUGCAUCCAAGCAAAUUAGUGCUGCUAUAUCGCCAGAUCAAAACAAACAGGCAUUCAAGGAGGCAGUCAUCAUACGACAUCCUCGUAUUGGGGAAUAUGCAUUUGGAUUCAUUACCUCAUUAGUCUCGCUCCAGAGCUAUUUUGGUCAAGAGGACCUUUACUGUGUCUAUGUGCCGACCAACCAUCUCUACAUUGGUGAUAUCUUCAUAGUGAACUCGAAGGAUGUGAUAAGGCCUAAUCUUUCUGUGCGUGAAGGCAUUGAGAUCGUUGUGUCUGGUGGUAUGUCAAUGCCCCAGAUUUUGUCGACCCUGGAUCCACAUCCAGAUCUGCAUGCAAUCCACACAGACCGAGGUGGAGCGAGCAGAAGCUGAGGCAAACUGCAUACCUGUUCGUCGAUAUCAAGUGUAAAACUCUCAACACAGAUCACACCAGUGCGGCGAACAAGAUCCUGAGCGUGAUGCACUAGCAAUCUGUCACGCCUGAGGAUCAAAGGAUCUUGUAAUUAAGUAGAAGUAGGUAACUCACACGCAUUGUCGAUUCGAUGGAUUUUGUACAAUUGGCUUGGACUUUGUCUUUGUAAUGCCGCCCCAGAUGCUUCCUAGCCAUACUUAUAUUUUCUUA
Triticum aestivum (bread wheat) is the source of this 928-nucleotide messenger RNA. Its product is annotated as protein CONTINUOUS VASCULAR RING 1-like. The transcript has 6 exons. Bases 1 to 678 code for a protein of 225 amino acids. Gene Ontology annotation, cellular component: Golgi apparatus. Lineage: Eukaryota; Viridiplantae; Streptophyta; Magnoliopsida; Poales; Poaceae. The record is from RefSeq and is a predicted model, not a curated record.